Molecule: messenger RNA, 495 nt
Organism: Meloidogyne enterolobii
Lineage: Eukaryota; Metazoa; Nematoda; Chromadorea; Rhabditida; Meloidogynidae
Source: the annotation of a GenBank genome assembly
AUGAGAAAAGAGUGGGGAACUAACAAAUUAACUUGCGGAACUGCUACAAGAUUGAGAAGAUUUGUAGAUGCUGUUUUAGAAUAUACAGGUGCAGAAGAAAUAGACAUUAUUGCUCAUUCAAUGGGUGUUACUUAUGCAGGAAUUAUUAUUCAAGGGAAUAUGUGGAUUUUACAUAGAUUUGGUUUCUGGACUGGUCCAAGCUGUCCAGAACAUACAGAUGUAAAACAAUGUAACAGCGACGAUCUUAUUCCCUGUUCAGAUAAUUAUGGGGAUAUAUUGAGAAAAUUGAAUCAUUCAAAUGAUGAUGGCAAAUAUAUUGCAAGUUUUUGGUCAACUAAUGACACAAUAAUAGGCCCAACUAAUAAAGCAUAUGGCUGGAAAACUUCAAUUGUUGUUGGAACAAAAAAAGAAAUUAAAUAUGAUGGCCUUACACAUUAUACAUUAAAAACAGAUACUGUUAGUGAUCAAUUGAAAAUACUUCAAUUAGAAUUAUAA